This is a messenger RNA of Aspergillus bombycis, 774 nucleotides long. Its product is annotated as dienelactone hydrolase. The coding region runs from base 1 to 774 and encodes 257 amino acids. Lineage: Eukaryota; Fungi; Ascomycota; Eurotiomycetes; Eurotiales; Aspergillaceae. The transcript is spliced from 4 exons. The record is from RefSeq and is a predicted model, not a curated record.
AUGUCUUGUGACGCAUGUCGAACCCUACCCCCGGUGAUCCCUCAAGGAUACACCACCAAAGGCGCCUAUAAGGAAGUUGCCGGCCUGAACACCUGCAAGUCACACACAGAUCCACAAGAAAAACAAGCUCUGACCUUCCUCAGAUGUUACUGGCCCACCGGAUGCGUCCACGGGGCUUGUAGUCCUCUACGACAUCUUUGGCAUGGCCAUCCAGACCCUGCAGGGGGCGGACCUUCUAGCUACAAGAUUGAAUUCCUUAGUCCUGGUGCCCGAUUCUUCGAAGGGAAUUUUGCCCAGGCCGAAUGGUUCCCGACAGACACAGAAGAGAAGAAAAACGCCAUCGCGAGCUUCGUCUCCAAUGAGGCCUCCAUCCCGAGGAACGUGGACACUCUGCUAGAGAUAACUAAGCGGUACAACACGCUAUUUCCGUCUGUGUCCAAAUGGGCUGCACUGGGGUUAUGCUGGGCUUCUGGACCCGGUACACCGUUCGUAGCUACUGGGCAAGUUCAUCCCGGUCGGGCUGACAAAACGGAUGCUGAGAAACUUGCAAUUCCCCAUAUCGUACUUGCAUCCAAGGAUGAGCCGGCGGAGGAAAUCCAAGGUUAUACCGAUGUCAUCAGCACGAAUGGUAUCGGCGGCCAUGUCGAGACAUACAGCACCAUGUGGCAUGGCUGGAUGGGAGCCCGUGCCAACCUGGACAGUGAAGAAAGCAAUGCUGAAUACAGACGAGGGUAUACCCAGGUUGCAGACUUCUUUGAGAAGUAUCUCAAGUAA